Molecule: messenger RNA, 1371 nt
Organism: Paramecium sonneborni
Lineage: Eukaryota; Ciliophora; Oligohymenophorea; Peniculida; Parameciidae
Source: the annotation of a GenBank genome assembly
AUGAUUAUCGAUAAUGAAAAAUAAUAGAUACGAGAACUUUUUGCAAAUGAUCAGAAAUAUGCUUAAAAUGAAAAAAAGAUCUAAAAUGAUUUCAUAGUUUCGAUGCAAGUUGCAAAAUAUGAGUUAAAAAAUAGAGAUGAUCCAUUACUUAUAUAAGCAGGUCUAAUUUUGAUUUUUAUCCUUAGGUCUAACUGAGUAAAAAUAAUCCGUUUUUAUUAUAUAAGGCAAAUUUUAGACUGAAAAUAAUAUAAGGUCAAUCACAUAUUAUAUGAUCUCUUAAUUGCAGAAUUAAAAAAAUUAGUAAAUAUUCCAUAAUACUUUUAAGAGAGUUCUUUAUCAUUUACAUUAAUACAGAGUUGAAAACCUAUUUGAAUCUAUCUAAAUUUUAUUCAAUUUUUAAAGAAUUUCCUUGUAUCUAUUUUGAAAAUCUUUAAAAACUUUUUAUACUACAUGGUAACAUUUUCAUUAAAUCAUGGUUUUGGUUUCAAAAUAGUAUUUAAAUAAAAGUCUUGAAAUAAAAAACCAUUUAUCUUGAUAAGUAAAAUAUAAACAAUAAAAGACUAGAGUUGCGUAAUUGCUGAAUUAUCAGUUUUUCAAAAAAUAAUAAUUUGAGAAAAUGCCUGCUUAUUGUAAGGAUUCUUCUUAUCAAUAAUUUUAAUAAGCAUUUAAUGGAAAUCAUUAAAAAAUUGUCCAAUAAUCAACAAAUUAACUUUAUAAUCUUGAAUUGGAUCAAUAUGAAUUUACAAAUAAAGGAAUUCCAUUAAUUAUUGAUCUAUGUGUUACAAAAUUAUUAUAAAAUCCUUAAAAUAUUCAAUUAGAAGGAAUAUUUAGGUUAUGCUCUGCAUAAACUCAAGAUAGAUAGUUUGAAAGUUUUUUAAUUUAAAAAUAGUAUUCAGAAAUACUAGAUUUCGACAAUAUCAUAGUUAUAGCAAAUUUUAUAAAGAGAGUUUUAGAUAAAUUAAAGUAUUCAGUUGUUCCGUAUUAAUUUUAUAAUUAAAUAAUUUCUAUAAAGCAAUAUUUUGUUCAAGAAACUUAGGCAUUAAUUUAGUAGUUCCCAAUUCUGAAUAGAAACCUAUUUACUUUAAUUAUAUUACUGCUAUAACUGGUGGCUUAAAAUUCUGAUAUCAAUAAGAUGACGUCAAGUAACUUAUCUAUUGUUUUUGGGAUAAGUUUAAGUAGGCCACUAGAAUAUGAAUAAGCUAAUAUUUAAGAACAAUAUUAAAAGUAUAAUUCUUUAAAGUAUACUUUAGAAUAAAAAUAAUAAAUUAGUUUAUUUAAUUCAUAAUUGAUAAUGCUUCUGAAAUAUUUCCAAAUUAAAUAAUUAAUGAUUUUUUACUAGAAACAGGGGAAGAAUAAAUAGAGUAACAAUGA